Trachemys scripta elegans is the source of this 4576-nucleotide messenger RNA. RefSeq names its product secreted frizzled related protein 4 (gene SFRP4). Bases 2241 to 3278 code for a protein of 345 amino acids. The transcript has 6 exons. The record is from RefSeq and is a predicted model, not a curated record. Gene Ontology annotation, molecular function: Wnt-protein binding. Gene Ontology annotation, biological process: canonical Wnt signaling pathway; non-canonical Wnt signaling pathway. Gene Ontology annotation, cellular component: cytoplasm. Lineage: Eukaryota; Metazoa; Chordata; Testudines; Emydidae.
AGGGGGGGGGGACAAUACGUGGUUUAAAAUACGUUCAUGCUCGUGUUCCAUAUAUAAACCAGAAUAGGAAAGUAGACACUUUUCAGCAAGGAGCAAAAUGGCCACUUGUUUGGGAAGUCUCUUGUUUGCUUGCUUUCCAUUUGGGCCUUAUAUUUUUGGUUUGUCUUUGGCAAGAGCAUCUGUGAUAUAGAAUUUGAUUGUGAGCAAAUCUGAUCGCUUUUUCCUCUAAAAAAAAAAAGAACAGGAGUACUUGUUGCACCUUAGAGACUAACGAAUUUAUUUGAGCAUAAGCUUUCGUGGGCUACAGCGCACUAUGUUUUGUGCGUGUGUCUGAUCAAGGGUUCGUAUAAGGCAGUGAACGCACACAUUUGAGCAUACAAUUUUGCCUGCACCCCAAACUCCUACUAGUCUCAAAGCAAAGCGACUACCUGAAGGACUGGACGCUGCAGACCAAUUUUAUCAUAUCGACAUAUAUUCGUGUCGUAUUGUUGUGUGUUUGGGGCUCAUGGAGGGAGGGAGUUGAAGAAUGAUCUGCUUAGAGAGACCUCUCUAUAAUGUUACUUUUGAGGGAAAACAUUUCACUUUCCCUGACACUUGCUCUCCAGUCACUAAUACGAGCAUCCCCUUUCCCUCAAACAUAUCCGUUCUUCCUCCAUUUGCUUUGGAGAUUCCUUGACCUAGGUUUAUCGUCUUCUGAGCAGUUUCCUAGGAAAGAGGGUGGUGGGAGGCAACAUGGGUUACUAAAGCACACACGGAACUAGAGGUCAGGGCGCUGCUGCUGCUACUACAAACAGGAAAGCACAUCAACUGAAAAUGCACCCUACAAAAUAAUCUUAAUGAGAGGGGAUGGGAAAUUGCUACGCUAGGAGGACCACAGUCUGCCUUCAGUUACAUCCUCGCUAUGCCAGAGACUGCAAUAUGCCAUUGCUCUCAUCGGAGUUGCACAGUUGAACUGGGGAGAAUUUGGUCCCUCUUAAUCAAGGACGAAAUUCAGCUGUUUUAAAUAGCUGUAAAUCCGGAGCAAUUCCAGUGAACGCUAUGGGGCUACUCCUAAAUUACACCGAUGUAACCGUAGAAUUUAGUCAAAUGAAAGCCUCUGGGUUCAGACUAAUGAAAGGGACAAAACGACUCGAAUGUGAACGGUCUGCACUGUUUUCUAAAACCCUGGCGGCUGCUGGUUUGUGACACAAAGUGCUUUUGAAAAACUUUAAAUAAUAUCGUAUCUUUCCCUCCCACCUAUUCCUUUGCUGAUCCGGUUUAUGGGGGGGGUGGGGUGGAGAUUUUACUAGGGCGAAGUGGGUAGCUAAUGGGAUUUCUCAUAGCAGCAACAGCAGGUGCAACACGACAAUUGGAGCUGUGCACUGAGGUUCACUCCAGGCUCGGAUCGGCUGCUGCUGCUGUCCCAGCCAAGUUCGUUUCCAGAAAAAAGUAAUUGACCAGUUUGUAUAUUUCAUGUUUGUUUUGUGAAGUCUAAGUUUCACAUGCCGUAUCUACCUCUGGAGCCAUUGCAGUAACUGCGUAAUAGUUAGAAUAGACAGAAAUAAUAGCAACCUUUUUUCAAAGCGGCAAAAGUUUCUGUGCUUUGUCUCUUUGAAAAUGUAGGAAAAGGGCAUAAAAGAGUAUCGUCCUUGCUCCUAUUGAACUUCCCCUCCCUCUCUCUUAAUUCUGCGACUGAAUUUGCAGACCCGAGGUAGAUGAGGGAAGCGCUUUUUUCUCUCUCUCGUCUUGAAAGAAUUUAUUGCACAGAUCAACACUGAAUGGCUUGUUGAAAUUUAUCUUGAGACGCAAUGAGAAAUUUAGUGAUGUCGCCCUGGGAUUAAACCGAGUGGAGGUGAUGUCACCCUGUCUGAAAAGAAAAACAAACACACACACCAAGUGAACGAUGCUGCCAAGAAGAAAGUUCAACCCCCACGUCACUUGUGGCACUCGUAUAAAUAUGGCCCUACAAUUUCCAUGGCUGUCUGUAAGUCUCAGAUAGCUUGAACUUUGGAACAAGAGAGAAGCUCUGUGUCUUUUUAGCACUGAGGCACAAGGAAAUCUAGAAGUUCAUCUUUGCCAGUGGUUUUUAUGUGCCAAAGUGAUAGGGAACGGGGAUAGACCAGCAUCUCUUUAGCUCUUUCCACUGAAAGCUGAAUGAGCGACAGGAUCAGCCUGUGAGACUGAUUACCCAAGACUUCGUGAGAGGAAGCAGAGAAUCUCCGGAGCGCCAAACGUUAGUCCCGCCGCUAAAGGCUGGGAAAAUGCUAGCAACCUUGGCAGCGUUCUUCCUGUGGCUCAGGGUCAGCAUGGGGGUGCAUGGUGCCCCCUGCGAGGCUGUGCGCAUCCCCAUGUGCAAGACCAUGCCCUGGAACAUCACCAGGAUGCCCAAUCACCUGCACCACAGUACCCAGGAGAAUGCCAUCCUGGCCAUCGAGCAGUAUCAGGAGCUGGUGGACAUCAGCUGCAGCCAGGUGCUCAGCUUCUUCCUGUGCGCCAUGUAUGCCCCUAUCUGCACCCUGGAGUUCCUCCACGACCCAAUCAAGCCCUGCAAAUCGGUGUGCCAAAGAGCCCGAGAUGGAUGCGAGCCCAUCAUGAAGAGGUACAACCACAGCUGGCCCGAAAGCCUGGCUUGCGAUGACCUGCCUGUGUACGACCGAGGGGUCUGCAUAUCCCCUGAAGCCAUAGUCACCGAUGUCCCUGAAGAUGUGAAGUGGAUGGAUUUUACUCAAGAUGUAAUGGUGCAAGAAAAACCUCAAGAGUCUAACUGCAAGAAUCUAAACCAGGCUCGAUGCAAGUGCCGGAAGAUAAAGCCUACCCUAACAACAUACCUGACCAAAAACUACAGCUACAUUAUUCAUGCUAAAGUAAAGGGUGUAGAGAGAGGUAGCUGCAAUGAAAUAACUACAGUGGUUGACGUGAAAGAGAUACUUAAAUCUUCAAUACCCAUUCCUCGGUCUCAAGUGCCUCUUCUUACUAAUUCAUCCUGCCAGUGUCCACAUCUUCUCCCAAAUCAAGAUGUUCUCAUUAUGUGUUAUGAAAGGCAUUCAAGGUUGAUGCUUCUUGAUGGAUGUUUAGUUGAAAAAUGGAAGGAUCAGCUAGAUAAAAGAUAUAAGAGGUGGGAACAGAGACUGCAAGAAAAGGUGCGAACAGCCCAUGAUAAAAAUCAAAACGUUGGACGCACUGGUCGGAGUGGUGCACCAAAAUUGAACACUAAGAACACCAGCCAAGUGCUGGGGACCCCCAAAAAGACCACUAAAAUAAGAAAUGACCAGAAACAAACAACCCCCAAAAAAGUAUGAGUUAUGAAUUUCCUUAAGGAAAGACUUUCUUGCAUGAUGAGGGUCACAAGCUGGCUUGAGUGGUAUGUGUAUUACUCCAGAACUCAUCAACUGCGGUAUUCUGCAUAGACUUUUUUUGUAGCACUUUACUUUUAAAUGUUUGCUUUUUAUUUUAAGCCACUGCAAACCAUAGAUUGUAGGUUUGCACCGAUGUGUGGUAGGCAUAUUAAAGCUGAUUGAUGGCGCUUAUCAUAUUCAGAGCAGUCGAAUGCAUAGUUUACCAAUAAACAUCUGGAUAUGCAUUAUCCAGUUUUUUUUAUGUGUGUGCCAUAAAUAUGCUUACAUUAUUAGUGUUUGAACUGUGUGUGUUUGUGUAGCAAAAACACAUCAAAAGGAAACAUUUAAUUUUUUAUUGUACUUCAGGCUGGCUUCUGUUGUUAUAACUUUAAAUAUAUUUAAACAUUUAGAUGAAAAAAAUCAAUGUUUUUAAAAGGAACAAAUUAAAGUGAAACAAACCUAUAGAGUGCAUAACAGUAAAAUUUACAGGUUUGCCAUUUGCUGAAAUAUGGCUUUGUUAUGAAAAGUGAUUUAAAACAACUGGAGGGAAAACAUAUUAUUCUGUUACUGUAAACAUGCCCUUAAGUUACUCUGUAGUGCAGAUGUUAAAAUAUUCAAGAGAGGGACUAGUGUAUCUCAGGAGUAAAGUGGGCAAUUAGCCAUUUUACCACUGGAGACCUGAUUUUAAAUUUUGCUUAGAUCACACAAGGAAAAGAGAUUGCUACUCCCUGUUCAUAAACUCCUCUAAACUACCACACAGUUUGGCACAACUGGAAGGCACUCGUUGUAUUGAACAAGGACCAGGACAACGCUGAUGCAGCUACUCAUGUGCUUAAGGAUAAGCAUGUGCUUAAAUGCUUUGCUGGGUCAGGAUUUAAAAUCGCAAAGGUGAGGUAACUUAAAUAUGAGGUACAUUGGCACAACUCUGGGGUGCAGUUUACACUGCUCCUGACUGCACUCUACCUGGCUCAAGUCAUUGCUACGGGGGUGCUCUGCUUUUUGCUAACACCUAUUUAAUGCCAUUGCAUACUAAACAUUUGGCUGUUAAAGUUUUAGUGCCUCUGAGCUUUAAUUAAGGUGUUAGAGCUCAUAACAAAUGUCUCAGAGAACCCCCAAAAUCUUCCAGCAAAACCAAAAAAUACUAGACUUAACACCGCUGAUAUUUUCUAUUUUUUAAGGGGCAAAAUACCAUUCUUAAAAACAAGCAAGCAGACAAGCUUUCCUGCCUUCUUUACCCAUCUUAAAUAAGAAGGAGAAAAAAA